UCUUUAUCCCACGAAGAAGAAGAAGCUGUCAUGGCUACAAAAAGGAAUGUUGUUGAGCUGCCGUUGCUGUUUUUGUUAUUUUCUGUGGCCUUCAUACAUUUAUUAAUUUCUCCGUUUACCAAAGUGGAGGAGAGCUUUAACUUACAAGCGACACACGACAUUCUCUAUCACAGACUUGACUUUGAUAAGUAUGAUCAUCAUGAGUUCCUCGGUGUGGUUCCGAGGACGUUCCUUGGCCCCCUGUUCCUCUGCACACUCUGCUCUCCUGUGGUGUUUCUGUGUUCUCUGCUGGAUGCACCAAAAUUCUACACACAGCUGAUCGUUCGAGCAGGUCUGGGAGUGUGCGUAAUUGGCGCGCUGUGGCACAUGCAGAGAGAGGUGAGGCAUCAGUUUGGCUCAACAGUGGCCGUUCUGUUCAGUUUGUCGUGUGCAUCGCAGUUUCAUCUCAUGUUCUACAGCACCAGGACACUCCCGAAUGUGUUUGCACUGCCGCUAGUUCUUGUGGCCUUCACGUCUUGGAUGUGUCAGAAGCACAGCCGCUUCAUCAGCUUCUCUGCUUUGGCCAUCAUCGUGUUCCGCUCAGAGCUUUGCAUCUUCCUGGGUCUCAUGUUGUUGAUGUCGCUUCUGAGCAAGAGGUUGAAGCUGUUAGAGCUGCUUUACUAUGCUGUACCUGCUGGAAUCAUGUCACUGGCUCUGACAGUUGGCGUUGACACUUUCUUUUGGAGGCGCAUUCUGUGGCCCGAGGGCCAGGUUCUCUGGUACAAUACGGUUCUGAAUAAGAGUUCCAGCUGGGGAACCUCUCCCUUCUUGUGGUACUUCUACUCGGCGUUGCCCCGCGCCCUGGGGAGCACACUGCUCUUCGUGCCGCUCGGCCUCCUCGACAGGCGGAUGAGGCUGUUGCUCCUCCCCGCUGUUGGCUUCGUUCUAAUCUACUCGCUGCUGCCCCACAAGGAGCUGCGUUUCAUCAUAUACACUUUCCCCGUGCUGAGUUUGGUGGCGGCACGCGGCUGCUCUUUCAUUUUGUGCAACUACCAGAAGUCCUGGGUGUAUAAACUGGGGUCGGCGAUCGUCGUUGCCCAGCUGGUGAUGAAUGCAGCUUACUCCAGUAUUUGCCUGUAUGUUUCCCAUCACAACUACCCCGGAGGCAGAGGGAUGAAGGAACUCCACCACCUUGUGCCUCCCACGGCAGAUGUUUUUCUUCAUAUUGACACCUACGCUGCUGAAACUGGAGUGUCUCGUUUCUUGGAGCAGAACAAAAACUGGAGGUAUGACAAACGAGAGGAUCUGAGUCCCAACAGUCCUGAGAUCGAAAUCUUCUCUCACCUUCUGAUGGAGGCUAACGACACUACGAUACAGGUUCUCCAAGGGUCUCACCAGCCGCUGGCUUUCGUAAAAGGUUACAGCAGCAUCGCCUUCAACGGGGUUCAGUUCCCUCCCUUCAGCGUGCGAUUAGAGAGAAAACUUGUGCUGAUGGAGAGAAUGACUGAGACCUGGCAACAUGAGCAACUUGAACAGGAGUGAAAUGUUGUUUAGUCACAUUUUCUUUCUGACCAAAAAGUAUAUUAAAAAUUAUAUG
Molecule: messenger RNA, 1576 nt
Organism: Thalassophryne amazonica
Lineage: Eukaryota; Metazoa; Chordata; Actinopteri; Batrachoidiformes; Batrachoididae
Gene: alg12
Product: ALG12 alpha-1,6-mannosyltransferase
Exons: 9
Coding region: 31-1521 (496 amino acids)
Biological process (GO): protein N-linked glycosylation
Cellular component (GO): endoplasmic reticulum membrane
Molecular function (GO): alpha-1,6-mannosyltransferase activity
Source: RefSeq, a predicted model, not a curated record